UCAAGGAUUUUCAACUAAUGCUGCCUCUAGCUUUGAACAUCAAUGAAGAGCUGGGGCUAGGAAAGUAGGAGAAAUACCACUAUCUAAUUAUGUAGGUCCUUACAGAUCUUUUUCCCUUGAUGGUCAAAGAUCACCCCCCAGGUGGACACUGCCUGGUGAUGCUUUUGCCUAGGACAAAUGAUCUGAGACAGCCACGGGGCUCCUCCUCCUGGAUCUGAGUGGGACAGCUUGGCCACGGACAGGAAGAAGAAGCCAAUGAGGCAAUCCCAGAACUUGGCAGGGCUUGGGAUGGAAAGAUUGAAACCAAAGAGGUGAGGGGACAAGAGUGGCCAGAACCCCCGUCAGAAGCUCUAGAGGUCUUCAGCUUCUCAGUGUAUGUGUAAGCAGGAUACCAGACCAAACAGACCUUUGGUCAGGCCAAGUAUGAUCUUGCUAAAGGCUUUGAUCAGCUACAGCACGUUACCAAGCACUCAGGCAAGAAAUGGUUGCGCAGCUUUUAUUAGGGGUGCCUACGUUUGCAUAACUGAGCAGUCACAUCAGUGCCUUUUCCAUUUCAGACCUCUCUCCCUGGAUUUCUCUUCCCAGAACCAAGGUUGCCCCACGAGGAAGAGCCACCCCUAGGUCAGAAAGAUGGGGGAAAUGGAACAGAUGAAGCAGGAGGCUGAGCAGCUGAAGAAGCAGAUUGCGGAUGCCCGGAAAGCCUGUGCAGACACAACGCUUGCUCAGAUCGUGUCCGGUGUGGAGGUUGUUGGCCGCAUCCAGAUGCGGACCCGAAGAACCCUGCGUGGGCACCUGGCCAAGAUCUACGCCAUGCACUGGUCCACAGACUCCAAACUUCUGGUCAGUGCCUCACAAGAUGGGAAACUGAUCGUGUGGGACACGUACACAACUAACAAGGUUCAUGCCAUCCCUUUGCGUUCUUCGUGGGUCAUGACCUGUGCCUAUGCCCCCUCGGGCAAUUUUGUGGCCUGUGGAGGCCUCGACAACAUGUGCUCCAUCUACAGCCUCAAGACUCGUGAAGGCAAUGUCAAAGUGAGCAGGGAGCUCUCAGCCCAUACAGGUGGGUGUGCUCCCUGCCUGCAGCCUGCGUGCCCUCUGCUUCCAAACCUCACUCCUGUAGCCCUGUCCUAUUUCUUAUAUUUGCUUGUUCCCACCUCCCUCCCAGGUUACCUCUCCUGCUGCCGAUUUCUGGAUGACAACAACAUCGUGACCAGCUCUGGAGAUACCACAUGCGCGCUCUGGGACAUUGAGACAGGGCAGCAGAAGACGGUGUUCCUGGGUCACACCGGCGACUGUAUGAGCUUGGCCGUCUCCCCAGACUUCAAACUCUUCAUCUCUGGGGCUUGUGAUGCCACAGCCAAACUGUGGGACGUGCGAGAGGGCACCUGCCGCCAGACCUUCUCAGGGCACGAGUCCGACAUCAACGCUAUCUGCUUCUUCCCUAACGGGGAAGCCAUCUGCACCGGCUCCGAUGAUGCCACCUGCCGCCUCUUUGACCUGCGGGCAGACCAGGAGCUCAUCGUGUACUCCCAUGAGAGCAUCAUCUGCGGGAUCACAUCCGUCGCCUUCUCCCGCAGCGGGCGCCUCUUGCUUGCUGGUUAUGAUGACUUCAACUGCAACAUCUGGGACUCCCUGAAAGCAGAGCGUGUGGGAAUCCUUUCUGGCCACGACAACAGAGUGAGCUGCUUGGGGGUGACAGCAGAUGGCAUGGCCGUUGCCACCGGCUCCUGGGACAGCUUCCUCAAGAUUUGGAACUGAAGCCAGAAGCAGAGAGGGAAAGAGCAGCGGAAGCAUGGUCCACAACCAGAGCCCAUGCAAACAGCAUUGUCAGCUGAGCACAACAGAAAUGCCUCCUUAUCACUCCCGCUUGUCUCUAGACACAGGUCGCUUGUAGGGGUCUCCCCGAGUGAAAGGAAAAGGAGAGUUUGGGGAGGGGAAGCUGGAGAGCAGGAACACACACUGGCCCUUCUCUUCACCUCUAAACAGGCCCAGCAGCUUCCAGCCUUGUGCAGGCUUGAACACCUGCAAAACACUGUUCAUUGUAUCUCAGGACUUUACAUUCCAGUUCAGACACCCUGCGUCUUCCUUCAAACACCUCUACCUGCAUCGACACCCAUCCUUCAGAGGGCCCCUCAUCCAGCACCUCUGUCCCAGACUUAACUCUACCUGUGCUUCUCUGUGCAGCUGUGCAGACAGCCUCAGAGACAGACUGGGUUUGAGAAUUCUAUCAUACAACCUCAAACAAAAAGCUAGUGCAAAUUGGGCUCAUUUUCCACUGGGGAAGACUUAGCUCAAAUCUUAUCUAUGCAUAAAUGAGGGAGAGAUAGCCCUCAGGCCUGCUGGAAUACCAGGAAUCAUUAUAUUUAUUCUUAUUUAUUGUCUGCUUCUUGCUGUUCCUUCUCUUUUUGCCUCACCCCUGCAUUGUGUGGUGACCCUGUCAAAUCAGUAGCCAUCAGUCCAUUUUCAAGUCUGUUACAGACCUCCAUAGCCCAGGCAAAUAAAGAAAGCUCACAUAAGCACAGCAGGCUGUGUUCUUUCCAUCACUGCAAUGAGCUACUG
This is a messenger RNA of Neopsephotus bourkii (Bourke's parrot), 2559 nucleotides long. It is a transcript of the gene GNB3, whose product is annotated as G protein subunit beta 3. Bases 631 to 1758 code for a protein of 375 amino acids. Gene Ontology annotation, molecular function: signaling receptor complex adaptor activity; protein binding. Gene Ontology annotation, cellular component: cytoplasm; heterotrimeric G-protein complex. The transcript is spliced from 8 exons. Gene Ontology annotation, biological process: G protein-coupled receptor signaling pathway. NCBI's taxonomy places the organism in Eukaryota, Metazoa, Chordata, Aves, Psittaciformes, Psittacidae. The record is from RefSeq and is a predicted model, not a curated record.